AAACAUAUGCAUUUAUAUUGAAGAAAAAGCAGAAAAACUAAGAACCACUAAGAAGAAAACAUUUUACUACAGUCUUUUCUUUUGAUGGCAGACUCUCCACAUAGUUUCAUAAAUCCUUUUGAACAAUUAAAUGUCUAUGAAUUAAAUCACUACUAGUUUUCUGCAAAAUGUCUUGGUUUAAGUUUUCACAGUCCUUUAUGAAACCACAGAACUGAAAGCGGGUUUCAAAGCAACUUCUGCUCAAGACAGUUCAAGUUCAGUGGAGGAACAAGAAACAUCUUCUCAUCAUUAUUCAAGCUGUGAAUCUAUGAAUGGCGAUGGCUUCUGUUAAAGUGCUGCUUCUGAAUUCACUGGAGAACCUGACAGAAGAUCAUCUAAAGAAGUUUAAGUGGACCUUAGAGAACGGUCAUGAGUGUAUAACAACGUCUGAUAUGGAGAAUGCAGAUAGGAUGAAAACUGUGGAUAAGAUGGUAGCGUGUUUCGGACCAGAAGAAGCUGUGAAGAUCACGGUGGAGAUCCUGAGGAACAUCAACCAGAAUAAUCUGGCUGAGCAGCUGGAGAACAAAUGCAAGCAUAUUCGUUCAACUGCAGACGAUAGAAAAGCUACUCUUUAUGAUUACACAGAGGCCAGCCACAGACUGAAGGACAGAUUAAAACAGGAGUGUGAGCGGAUAUUGAUUGGUAAUUCAAAGACGGGUCAUCAGAAAAACCUGAACGAUAUCUACACUGAUUUAUAUGUGGUGGAGAAUGAGACUGGAGGAAGAGUGAACGAACACGAGGUGAUACAGAUCGACUCUCACAACCGACCGACUGCCAUGGAUACAGCAAUAAAGUGUAACGACAUGUUUAAACGAAACAGAAAGGUACUGACGAUGGGGAUUGCAGGGGUGGGAAAAACUGUCUCUGUCAAUAAAUUCAUCCUUGACUGGGCUGAAGGAAAAGAAAAUCAGGAUAUAACCUUUGUUUUUCCUCUUCCAUUCCGUGAGUUAAACCUGAUUACAGAGGAUUGCAGCCUCACAGAACUGCUUCAUAAACAUUUCUUUAGGAGUCCUGAAGAAUUGCCCUCUCUUCCUGAAGGUGAUAGUAAAGUCUUGUUCAUUUUUGAUGGACUGGAUGAAUGUCGCUUCCCUUUGAGUUUUAAAGAUGGUGUCAGAUUUACAAAUGUGAAUGAAAAAACAACAGUGAGUAAGAUAAUAACAAAUGUUAUCAAGAGACACCUGGUUCCCUCUGCUCUCAUCUGGAUCACAUCCAGACCAGCAGCAGCCAGUCUGAUUCCCCGUGGCUACAUUGAUCAAGUGACAGAGGUGCGAGGAUUUAACGAUGAGCAGAAAGAGCAAUACUUCAUCAAAAACAGUCCUGAGGUCGCUGGAAAACUUAUUAGUCACAUCAAGAAAUCCAGGAGCCUGUACAUCAUGUGCCAUAUCCCCGUCUUCUGCUGGAUCUCUCUCACUGUUCUUCGGCCUCUACUGGAUCAAGAGAGCAAUGACAAAACUCCCACAACUCUCACAGGGAUGUACACACGCUUCUUAAUUUCUCAGCAGCAACAGAUGGAAGAAAAAUACUGUGGUGUGUCUUUUGCUCAGAUUGUUCUGAAGCUUGGGAAACUGGCCUUUCAACAGCUGGAGAAAGGUCAACUGAUUUUCUACAAAAAAGAUCUUGAGGAAUGUGGACUCGAUGUCAGUGACGGUUCAGUGCAAUCUGGGUUAUGCACUCAGAUCUUUCAGAAGGAAACUGUUUCAGCAAUAAGUGUUUUCAGCUUCGUUCAUCUCAGUGUCCAGGAGUUCCUUGCUGCUCUUUAUGUGUUUAUGAUGAACAAAGACAAGAAAGCAAACCCAUUUCUUCAAUCCCGCAGAGAAAAACUGACAUGGAAACUGUUCAAAAAGUCACAGUUUCAGCUUCAUAAGCCUGCAAUCAACAAGGCUUUAAGAAGCAAGAACGGACACCUGGACCUUUUCCUUCGGUUCCUCCUGGGUCUCUCACUGGAGUCCAAUCAGAGUGACCUGAAGGAACUACUGCCAAAACUGAAACUCAAAUCAAAGAGCAUUAAAGACACUGUUGACUAUAUCAAAAAGAAAAUAGAAAAGGAGAAAUCAGUAGAGAGGACCAUCAAUCUCUUCUACUGUCUGAGUGAACUGAAAGAUGACUUUGAGGAGGAAAUCCAGAAGAAUCUGAGCUCAGGAAAUCUUUCAGCAGAUCUCUCCUCUGCUCAGUGGUCUGGUCUGGUGUUUGUGCUCCUGAUGUCAGAAGAGGCUCAAGAGAAGUUUGAACUGCAGAAAUACAGAAGAUCUGAUGAAGCAGUGAUGAGACUACUGCCAGUGAUCAAAAACACCAGAAGAGCACUGCUACAUAGCUGUGAUCUCACUGCUCAGUGUUGUGAGAGUUUAUCAUCAGCUCUACAUUCCUCAAACUCCUUCCUGAGAGAGCUGGACCUGAAUAACAAUGACCUGCAGGAUUCUGGAGUGAAGCUUCUUUCUGAUGGACUGAAGGGUCCAGACUGUCAGCUGGAGAUACUGAGAGUUCCCACAUGUAAUCUCACUGCUCAGUGCUGUGAGAGUUUAUCUUCAGUUCUUCAUUCCUCAAACACCGUCCUGAGAGAGCUGGACCUGAGUAACAAUGAGCUGCAGGAUUCAGGAGUGAAGCUUCUUUCUGAUGGACUGAAGAGCCCAAACUGUCACCUGAAGAUACUGAGGCUACACAGCUGUAAUCUCACAGCUCAGUCCUGUGAGAGUUUAUCAUCAGUUCUUCAAUCCUCAAACUCUGUCCUGAGAGAGCUGGACAUGAGUAACAAUGACCUGCAGGAUUUUGGAGUGAAGCUUCUUUCUGAUGAACUGAAGAGUCCAAACUGUCAGCUGGAGAUACUGAGAUUGUCUGGCUGUAUGGUGACAGAAGAAGGCUGUGGUCAUGUGUCUUCAGCUCUGAGUUCAAACCCCUCACACCUGAGAGAGCUGGAUCUGAGCUACAACCACCCAGGAGAUUCAGGAGUCAAGCUGCUCUCUGAUAAACUCAAGGAUCCAAACUACAGACUGGAAAAACUCAAUGUGGAUCAUGGAGGAGAGAUCAGGAUUGAAGCAGGAGUACGAAAAUAUUAUCGUCAGUUCACUCUGGAUCUGAACACAGUGAAUAAAUUCCUCCGUCUGUCUGAGAACAACAGAGUGAUUACUGACACUCGCACAGAGCUUCAGCCGUAUCCUGAUCAUCCAGACAGAUUUGAUGAUGAGUGGCAGGUGUUGUGUAGAGAGAGUGUGUGUGGAUACUGUUACUGGGAGAUUGAGUGGAGCGGAUGCGUGUAUAUAUCAGUGUCAUAUAAGAGCAUCAGUAGGAAGGGAUCGGGUGAUGAGUGUGUGUUUGGAAAUAAUGAUGAGUCCUGGAGUUUGUCCUGCUCUUCCUCCAAAUACUCAUUCAUACACAAUAACGUAGAGACUAAACUCCCUGUAAAGCCCAUCAGCAGUAAAAUAGGAGUGUAUGUGGAUCACAGUGCAGGAACUCUGUCCUUCUACAGCGUCUCUGACACAAUGAGCCUCAUACACACAGUCCAGACCACAUUCACUCACACACUCUAUCAUGGGUUUAGGGUUUAUUAUGGAUCAUCAGUGAAACUGUGUUGAUGAGUGAGAACAGACUGUAGAGAGAUUCUACCCAUAAUGCUUUGGGCCGCUUGAUAAACCAGUAACAGUGAGAUGUUUUAGAGUCUCUUAUUGUCUCUUCAUUACAGUGAUACUACAGUAAAAUAAUGUCAGAAUAAAUGUGUGUAAUGAAUCCUCAUACAGACAGAAAAAUCAGUGUGUGAGUGAGUCACGAUGAGUGACAGUGUGUGUCUGUGCUUUUCUCAAACUAUAUUCAGUUCUUAUUGUACUGUCACAUAAAUCAUUUUUAUUAGUAGUAUUAAAAUGACCUUUCAAUGACAUGUAUCAUUCAAAAAAGCAUGUUAUUUGUUGUAAAAUUGAUAAAUGUCAAUUUAUUAAUAAAUGUGAAAAAUAUAAACCCAAA
This is a messenger RNA of Pimephales promelas (fathead minnow), 3987 nucleotides long. The record is from RefSeq and is a predicted model, not a curated record. NCBI's taxonomy places the organism in Eukaryota, Metazoa, Chordata, Actinopteri, Cypriniformes, Leuciscidae.